AUGAAAUUGCAAAAUCUCGCCGUGCUUUCAUUGGCGGGCUCCGCCUACGCCGCUAUAUCAGUCUCGAAAAAGUGGUUCCCACUUACGCGAAAAGGCGAGAUUCCAACCAUCGAACCUUACGUGGAAGGCCAAGACGUUUUCAUUGACUGCAUUUCUAGAAACAUUGAUACCGGUGAACAUAAGUUCGACAGCAAUGAUCGGAUCGUGUACACAGCAUUCCCAACGUGUAAGGAGACCGGGAAACCACUUACUUUCCAUUAUGGAGUCCUGGAGGAUUUAAACUGUACGGUUGUAUUCACUGAUGAGCUCUACCACUUGUUUCAGCUUUACAUACACGAAGAUGCACCAUUCAGUUGCCGUAUUCCGCUCAGUACCGAGGCAAACUACAUGGAACUGGGUGGUGCAACCAUUCCUUUGACAUUCAACUUCCGUGGAGAGGUGCGCGAUUCACACUUGAAUGUUGAUCCAAACUUGAAUGUUUUCUUCACCAAGCCAGGCGGUAAGAAGCCCGAACAACAGUCCUUUAUCAGUGCUGUUGCAUGGUCUUCAAGUACCAAUGCAACUCGUGUGAUCAUCGGUGAUUCUUUGACUUUACAUAUGGCCGUGAGAUGGUUUGAUGAUUUGAAGAACGCUGGCUCGCUUUCUCCCGAUGGGGACGGCCUUCCAUAUGCGGAUGGUUUCUACAAAUUGCCAUUAAACUCGAUUCCGAUCUCAUACAACCAAUACGCAUUCACUUUGAUAAUGGUUGCGGUGAUUUCAUUUGUCGUUUCGUUCGCAGUCAGCACGAGGUUCAGAAAGCGCAAGUCGUUCCACGAUCGUGAGUCCGACUUUGGCAAAAAAGACUAA
This is a messenger RNA of Sungouiella intermedia, 846 nucleotides long. Lineage: Eukaryota; Fungi; Ascomycota; Pichiomycetes; Serinales; Metschnikowiaceae. The record is from the annotation of a GenBank genome assembly.